AACGUUCGGAAAAUUUUUUUGAACCCCCACCAAAUCCCCAAAUCACGUCGUCUCGACUCUCCCACACCUUUUUAAGCCUUGAAAUGUUCAAGCACCCAUACUCCAAUACAACUUUUCCUGAUCUCUCUCUCUCUCUCUCUCUCUCUAAUCACAUUUAUUGGAUUAAAGAAGAAGAGAAGAAGAAAACCCUUCUCAUAUUUCUUUCGUUUCCAAUCUUGCAGUCUGCCUCUGCUUUGUUUUCUUUUGUUGGGUUUCUUGAAUCUGUUUGUGUGUUGGGACCCAGAAAACGAUCUAUGGCAACCAUUAAUGGGUACACUGAGACUGCUCAAGGCUACCAAGCCAAUGGCAAUAAUACUCGGGUGAAUGCUGCGGCGUCACCGCCGAAACAGCCUCACCCUCCGGCAAAGAACGUUGAUUCUCAGUCUGUUCUUAAAAGGUUGCAGUCUGAGUUGAUGGCCUUAAUGAUGAGUGGGGAAUCUGGCAUAUCUGCCUUCCCUGAGGAAGACAAUAUAUUCUGCUGGAAAGGGACUAUUAAUGGAAGCAAAGAUACAGUGUUUGAAGGAACAGAAUACAAACUAUCCUUCUCGUUUCCAAAUGACUACCCAUUUAAGCCCCCAAAGGUCAAGUUCGAGACGGUCUGCUUCCAUCCCAACGUGGACAACUAUGGAAAUAUUUGCUUGGACAUUCUUCAGGAUAAAUGGUCAUCAGCUUAUGAUGUGAGAACCAUCUUGUUAUCAAUCCAAAGUCUGCUUGGAGAACCAAACGUUAGCUCACCUCUAAACUCCCAAGCAGCACAGCUCUGGACCAAUCAAGAAGAAUAUAGGAAGAUGGUGGUGAAGUUGUACAAGCCUCCAACUGUUUAGUUUCAUGUGUUUAGGAGUUUCUCAGUUGAAGUUUAUAGAAGCCUCUCUCUUUCUUUCUCCUUUGGUCUUUCUUUUUGGAGAAGAGAGACUGAAUUGAGUUUUUUUUUUCUUUCUUUUUUUUAUUUACUGUGGGUUUACAUUCUUUAAUCUUGUUGGAAACUCAUGGUCCUUGAUGAUGAAUGAAUGCUACAAUUGUUGUUUACA
This is a messenger RNA of Alnus glutinosa, 1067 nucleotides long. Its product is annotated as ubiquitin-conjugating enzyme E2 20-like. Bases 84 to 863 code for a protein of 259 amino acids. Lineage: Eukaryota; Viridiplantae; Streptophyta; Magnoliopsida; Fagales; Betulaceae. The transcript has 6 exons. The record is from RefSeq and is a predicted model, not a curated record.